AUACUGAGCUGGUUUUGAACUCAAGCAUGAUCUUGAAGUCCUUUUCUCCAAACGUGUCCUUAUGCAGGAUCCACAUUGAUAAAGAGCACAGUAUAUCUGACGGAGAGAGAGAGCAUGCAGCAAUGUGUCACCGCCAUAAAGCUAAACCAAACCGAAGUAAAGGGAGGCAGCCAGCCGGGUGUCUGAGACACGGUUCCCAGUCCAGUAAGGUUGUCAGAGCUGCCUGUCUGUUGGUGGGUGGAGCAGCCACUGGCCCCACCCUCGGUUACAUGAUGAGCUCAUCCUCUGCCCAGCCGUCGGAAACCGCUCCCCUGGACUUCAAAGAACUUGGCAUUCACUCAGCUGAUUGCUGUCAGGAGACUGACUGCACCGGCUACAAUUCAUUUGACUGCCAAACAAUGGAUCAAGACUUCGAUACGUUUGACUUUGGAGGGUUUGCUUUCUAGAUGGUUAAGAGCCACUUCAAUCCUAUUUGAUGAUCUGUUCUGUUACCCAAGUCCCCAACAUGAAAAAGGUUAGAUAUCCAGACCUACAGCUGGUUAGUGUUGCCAACCCUCCAGGAUUGCCCUGGAGCCUACAGGCAUUAAAUACUAAUCUCCUGCAGACCAUGGCGAGCAAC
Messenger RNA from Carcharodon carcharias (great white shark), 619 nucleotides. RefSeq lists its product as uncharacterized. NCBI's taxonomy places the organism in Eukaryota, Metazoa, Chordata, Chondrichthyes, Lamniformes, Lamnidae. The transcript is spliced from 3 exons. The coding region runs from base 27 to 446 and encodes 139 amino acids. The record is from RefSeq and is a predicted model, not a curated record.